CCCGUCCCCGCCCGCCCGCCGGAGCCGCAGCGGCAGCGGCAGGGCCGGGGCCGGGGCAAGGGCAGGAGGGGCAGGGCCUGGCGCGGCGCCGGGCAGCGCGGCUGCAUGAGGUUGAUGCUGCUGUGCUGCACCUGGAGGGACGAGCCUAUGGGAGAGGACGAAGGGAGCGACUUGCCGGUGUGUGCGAGCUGUGGGCAGGGCAUCUACGAUGGGCAGUACCUGCAGGCGCUGAACGCCGACUGGCAUGCCGACUGCUUCAGGUGCUGUGAGUGUGGGGCCUCCCUGUCCCACCAGUACUACGAGAAGGAUGGGCGCCUGUACUGCAAGAAGGAUUACUGGGCACGCUUCGGCGAGCUCUGCCACGGCUGCUCCGAGCAGAUCACCAAGGGGCUGGUCAUGGUGGCUGGGGAGCAGAAGUACCACCCCGAGUGCUUCAGCUGCCUCAACUGCCGCAGCUUCAUCGGGGACGGGGACACCUACGCGCUGGUGGAGCGCUCCAAGCUUUACUGUGGGCACUGCUAUUACCAGAUGGUGGUGACGCCGGUGAUCGAGCAGAUCCUGCCGGAGUCGCCGGCCGCCCGCAUGCCUCACACGGUCACGCUGGUGUCCAUCCCCGCCUGCUCCGACGGCCGCCGCGGCUUCUCCGUCUCCAUCGACCAGGGCUGCGGCACCGAGCACCCGCGCACCGUCCGCGUCCGGGAGGUGGAUCCAGACUGCAUCAGCCCUGACAUGAAGAACUCCAUCCACGUGGGCGACCGCAUCCUGGAGAUCAACGGCACCCCCAUCGGCCACGUGCCCCUGGACGAGAUCGACCUGCUGAUCCAGGAGACCAGCCGCCUGCUCCAGCUGACCAUCGAGCACGACCCCCACGAGCCCCUCGCCCGCGAGUCGGGGCUGGCCUGCAGCCCCCUGCCCACCCCGGCCCCUGCGCCCUGCGGGGAGCCCGGUGCCAUGCGCCAGCGGACCGUCAUGAGGAGCUGCAGCACAGACAAGUCCCCGGGCUCGGGCUCCGUGGGCUCCCCUGCGUCCCAGCGCAAGGACAUCGGCCGCUCCGAGUCGCUGCGCGUCGUCUCCCGCGCCCACCGCAUCUUCCGCCCCUCCGACCUGAUCCACGGCGAGGUGCUGGGCAAGGGCUGCUUUGGCCAGGCCAUCAAGGUGACACAUCGGGAGACGGGCGAGGUGAUGGUCAUGAAGGAGCUGAUCCGCUUUGAUGAGGAGACACAGAGGACCUUCCUCAAAGAGGUGAAGGUGAUGCGCUGCCUGGAGCACCCCAAUGUGCUGAAGUUCAUUGGGGUGCUCUACAAGGAGAAGAGGCUCAACUUCAUCACGGAGUAUAUCAAGGGGGGCACCUUGAGAGGCCUCAUCAAGAACAUGGACAGCCAGUACCCCUGGAGCCAGCGGGUCAGCUUUGCCAAGGACAUCGCUGCUGGCAUGGCCUACCUCCACUCCAUGAACAUCAUCCACCGUGACCUCAACUCUCACAACUGCCUCGUGCGGGAGAACAAGAGCGUAGUGGUGGCUGAUUUUGGCCUGGCACGGCUGAUGGUGGAUGAGAAGAACCAGCCUGAGCAUCUCAAGAACCUGAAGAAACCAGACCGCAAGAAGCGCUACACGGUGGUGGGAAACCCAUACUGGAUGGCCCCUGAGAUGAUCAAUGGGAGGAGCUAUGAUGAGAAGGUGGACAUCUUCUCCUUCGGCAUCGUCCUGUGCGAGAUCAUCGGCCGGGUGAGCGCUGACCCUGACUACCUGCCCCGCACCACUGACUUUGGCCUCAAUGUCAGAGGCUUCCUGGACCGCUACUGUCCCCCCGCCUGCCCCCCCAGCUUCUUCCCCAUCGCCGUCUGCUGCUGUGACCUGGACCCCGAGAAGCGGCCGUCCUUCAGCAAGCUGGAGCAGUGGCUGGAGACCCUCCGCAUGCACCUGGAGAUCCGCCUGCCCCUCAGCUCGCAGCUGGAGCAGCUGGACCGAGCCUUCGGGGAGACGCACCGGCGGGGCGAGGGUGGGCUGCCCGCACCCCCCCGGUAGAGCACCUGCGCCCCCCUGAAGCCACGGGAGAAGGAGCUGCACCCCGCCGCCACCAUCUCCUAUGGCUGCCACCCCCCCGCCCCGGGGCUGGAUCCCCGGGGACUCCCCGGACGAGACCCCCACCAGGGCUGCCGAGUGCUGCUGCCCACACCGCUGCCCACCCCUGCCCCGGGAGCUGGCUCUCUCUGGGGCUGCAUCCUCCCCUCCCAAGCCGUAGCUCUUGCCCCCAGGACAAGCCUGGCCGGCCACACUGUGGGGACAAGUCCCCGUGUCCCCCCACCCUCCCAUCCCGGCUCACUUCGCCUUUGCACGCCCGGGGGCUGCGUGGCUGCCGCGCCCCCCGAGCCCCGUGGGCUCCCCCGUACAGAGCCGCGGCCUCGCGGCGGUGCCUUGGCUUUCCGUGAACUUGCACUGCGACACAGCAGGGACCCCCCGGGUCCUUUGGGGGGGGACAUGGCCACAGGUCAUCCCUCACCAAGGGGAGCGCAGGUCCUGGGAUGUCCUCGUAGCAACACCCUCAUCCUCGGCCAGACCCUCUCACGCUGCUUCUACCGGUACCCCAGGCUCGGGGGGCUGCCGGCACCCCUGGCCGAGUGAGGGAUCCAUG
This is a messenger RNA of Dryobates pubescens (Downy woodpecker), 2632 nucleotides long. RefSeq names its product LIM domain kinase 1 (gene LIMK1). Gene Ontology annotation, biological process: positive regulation of stress fiber assembly; protein phosphorylation; actin cytoskeleton organization. The transcript has 16 exons. NCBI's taxonomy places the organism in Eukaryota, Metazoa, Chordata, Aves, Piciformes, Picidae. Bases 106 to 2025 code for a protein of 639 amino acids. Gene Ontology annotation, molecular function: protein binding; ATP binding; protein serine/threonine kinase activity. The record is from RefSeq and is a predicted model, not a curated record. Gene Ontology annotation, cellular component: nucleus; cytoplasm; neuron projection.